UGGAGGCUUCCGGUUGGUUCGUUUGGUGCACCGGAACACACCGCCGGGUGCAUGGCAGCAUGGCAGCAUGGGGUCUCUUCAUACAUCCAUGAUGUGUGGUUGUGUGUAUAGUGUGUGAGGCUGAAGGUAGCUGAAAUGCUGAAAUGUUCAAACUGCAGCUGUCAAGACAACUGCACUGGAUGAAAAAAGGCCUACCAGAACAUGGAAGUAUUCAGCCUCCUGUGAUGCCAACCCCUCCAUGGCUGCACGGCAUGUCUGUCUAGUCGGUCUAAUCUAAAGCAAACCCGGGAUAUUAUGGAGCCGACGGUGUGUUGACGGAGAUGCAUGAACAAGACAGGAUGAAGUAUGAUCGGUGAUAAUAACCUCGCAGAGAGAGAUCUGAGUCAACAUAAUCCAUCUGGACAUCACCGUGGAGGAAGAUGAGGAAGAUGAGGACCAUGAUGGCUCCGAUGAAGACACCAUUAUUGCUGUUUCUAGUGUGGGUGCUCCAGUAUGCUGUGUGUCGCGACGUAUCUCUUCCUCCCGGGCCCCUCUACCGCGUCGCAGGGUUCCCCCUCUCCCUGCCCUGUGCCGUGUCGGGGUACGAAGGCGCACGCUCGCAGGACUUUGAGUGGUUCCUGUACAGGGACGAUUCCGGCGGGAGGCAGAUGGGAGUGGUGUCCACCAGGGACAAGGGUUUCCCUUACGCCCCGUUCCAGGCCCGGGUGAGGAACGGGGAGGUGAGGGUGGAGAGGGACUCGGGGGACAAAUGCCGGCUGGUGAUCCAGAGGCUCCGAGCUGAGGACCAGGGGAAGUACGAGUGCUACACACCCAGCACGGACACAACCUACCAGGGCAACUACAGCGCCACAGUGCCUGUCAAAGUGAUCCCUGACACUCUCCAGAUCAGCUACACCCGCUCACUAACCGGCCAGCCCGUGCCAGAGGGGGCCGAAUUAACGCUGACAUGCUCAGCCGGCAUCCAGUCGGAGCAGCUCACCCAUCUGUCCAUCACGUUCGGGAAGCGUAGCGGCGGAGAGGGUUCGGCGAGCGGAGCGGGAGGGGAGGUCAGUACCGUCAGGGAGAUUAUCUCCGUCGACAAGCUGCUUGGGGUCGUCCCUGGACAUUUGUACAAGAAGCGGUACAACGGCGGAGAGAUCACGCUGGAGAAGAGGAACGGGGAGGGCGAACUGGGCGUGUACGUGAUGAAGAUGAGAGCGGUGCAACCGGACGACACCGGCUCGUACUUCUGUGAGGCCUCCCAGUGGAUUCGGGAUCCCGAUCGAACGUGGCAGAGGAUCGCACAGAGGAUGCUGGACAUCGGCAACUUGACCGUUCAGCAACUAGCGGAGUCUCUGAGUAUAACGUCCUCGCCCAGGGGGGAGGUAACCCUACAGGUGGGAUCCCCUCUCAUCCUGACCUGUGAGGUGUUGGGGCUGCCGGCUGACGUGAACUCAGGCCUGUUGGUUCAGUGGAUGAAGAGAGGAUCAGUGGGGGGAGUCGAGGUGGAGGUGGCGCGGAUGAGCCCAGGCGGUGUUGUGAGCUGGGGGGACGACCUCAGCCGAGCUAGUGGGGGCUCCAUGGAGAAAGUGGCGGAGGGGAGGUACUCCCUGAAGCUGUUCUCGGCCCGGCCCUUAGACUCGGGGGUGUAUCGCUGUGUGGUGACCGUGUACGCCGGAAGACAAAACCCUGGCCCGUCUACUCCUGCAACACUCACCCAGAGGUCUGAGGGAGUCACCGUCAACCUCAAGAGCAAAGAUGUGCGAGUUGCAGCUGUGGCUCAGCUCCCUCGAGGCCCCCUUUUAAAAAGAGGCAUGACCAUCACCCUGAUUUGCAACGCCACCGUGACGACCACAGGUCCCGCCCAGGCGCAGGUGCAGUGGCUGCGGUGGCCAAUCCCUGAACGAGUUAUCAGGAGAAAUCAGAACCCAGCGUCUGAUGCUACCCCAACAGACCCCCCCGUGGAGGAAAAACCCAGACUGGUAGCCGCCCUCAUGUACGACGGUGUUGCAGAGAUCUACGCCAAUGGUAGCGACGUCAGCGUCGACCGCCUGUCGGCCGGCAGCUACAGACUGAGGGUCCACGCAGCAUCGAUGGAGGAUCAAGGCAUGUAUGCGUGUCAUGCCCAGGCGUGGGGUCAGGACCCGCAUGGAGGCUGGUACAACACGGGGGCCAAAGCAGAGUCAAACGCAGUGACUGUUUACCUGUACGCCAGAGCUGCUGACCUCCUCCUCAUCCCGUUGGUUGUCGGAGUCUCCUCUGCCUUGUUCGUGGGCAUCGUCAUCAUCGCAACCGUGACCUGUUGCUUCAUGAAGCGACUGGCGAAGCAGCGCGCUCCAAAAUAGGUGUCCGCCGUCUCCGCCUGUCUGAAAUCUGAAUGUUCACAAAGAGGCACAAAAGAGGUGACGCACAUGAACAUAACGGACGAAAUGGCCGAGAAAUAACUUUCUAGACGAAAAUGAAGUGAAAAAUGACUGAUGUCACCCUGUUAGAUGAUUUUUUUGUGUUUUGACCUACCUGUUUAACAAUCAAUGCCAAAAGAUUCUGUUUUAUAUUCUCUUGUAUUUUUAUAUCCAAAACCUUCUCUGAGCAUAUUUUAAUGACGCACCAGUAGGCGUAAUAAUCUAGAUAUUUGAAGCCACCAUCCAAUAACCCCUAAUGGGCAAAGAUUUACACAUUUUUUGGAGAUUCCAUGUUAGCUUAACAUUUUUAAUGAUCCCUUUGUCUAAGCUUAUCGUUCUGUUUCAAAUGGAAAAGGGUGAAAAUACACGCAAUAUUUUUAGGUCAAAAGUAAAGAAGGUACUUCAUGUUUAUUUUUGAGUCUCUCAGAUGUGAGGAAUCUCGUAAAAGUGUCAUUUCUACAGAAAAGCCAAGCAAACUGCCCUCUCAUUCAGUCAUAGUUUGAUUGUUACAGUGUAAAGGUAUCCGUUUGUACGAUGCUGGUUAUAUAGGUCAUCCUACAUCGAGUAAUGCUUCUAUUUUCACACAAAGAAUAUUCUAUGUUUUCACAAAUCGUCGAUACUGUUCCAGUUGUUGCUUCCCCUCAAACUGCAUGUUUCUCCUUUUAUUCCAAAAAAUGUCUGACUGUCUGUGUAUGGUUAAGCCUCUAGCACUGCCACUGACAGUCACAUGAAUGCUGAUGGGAGCAGAAACUUAAUAAGAGCAGGGACCUUCCACCGCCUGCAGCCCAGCACCACCACUCUGCAUGUAAACAAAGUCUCUGUCUGUUACUUAAUAAGAAAAGCGCUGGCUGGGGGCUUUCUGAUGCCAAGACCAACUGAGUAUCAAUCCUAAACACAAGCAUUCCCCCGCCUGUGACGCUUCACGCUGAAGCGACUUUUCUAUACGGACUUGUAUAGAGUUGACAAAAGAGAAAUGGAAGAGAUAUCUAUAAUGCACUGAGCUCAAUUGUGUAAAUAUUGUACGGAGUUAAGCUGUUUUAUUUUUCUUAAUGUGAGUAAGACUGUAUGCUGUCUUUGGCGAAGCACCUGUGUUUAACAUUCUGCUGCAGUCUGCUCUUGUAAAGCACUUGGAAAACGAAUGGGACUGGGACCGGGACCAAAGCCUGAUUUUCUUCCAGCUGAAAAAGUCACUGCUUUGCUGUACCUGAGUGAAUACUUUUGUUUCUUUCUUUUGUGUGAUUAAUGGCGCCUUUUGCUCUUGUGACUGCGACAAAAAAAAAACGAAAAAGAAUCCACCGUUUGUUCCACCGAGUAUCAGAAAAGCUCUUAUUGUUUCACACUGUUUAGGUUACUCGUCCCCGAGGUGAAAAUCUCCUCAGCAGCGCAGUCAUAUGACCUGAUAGUCUCACCAUCAUAGUCAUCAUGUGGUUUAGGCCACACAGUUCUGCAGCCAAGGCUUCUUAUGACUAUAGCCCCCGCUGCUAGCCCACAGAAAUCUGUUGGACAGAUUUACCGUGUCUGCACACUUAUGAUGAGUGAAAUCCAUCCUCCUCUUCCUGUCCAAAGUAACACUUAAGAGAAGUUUGGUCGUGCGAGCGCGCCCGCAUUGUGUGAUCACUUAAAGUUAAGAGACAUGUUCGUGGAAAGGAGGAAGAAAGUCAAAUUUGUUGUGGCUCUCUCGUGAAAUUAUUUCAGUUUUUCCUGCUUUUCUAAAUUUGUUUGCACUGAGCUAUACUUUACUGUCUCAGUCCGUCUGUCUGGGUUUCCGAUGUUAAAAAUCUGCCUGUCCUCCCGAACCAGUGGGCUCUAAACCCCCCCCCCCACCCCCCCCCCCCGAUUAUAAAUGUCGUUCACGAACAUUAGGGAAUAAAAAUCACAGCUCUGCUUGCUUCCUGAGCCACUUUGUUCCAGAUCAACUACUCAAAGCUGAUUUGUUCCCCCACAUACCCACCCACCACAUGAUCACACACACACACACACAGACAGAUGCACGUGCACACACAGCACAGCAGCAGCAGCAGCAGCAGCAGCACUGUGCUGGCUGGCUGGUAUUUCAGAUGAGAGUAAGGGAGUAUCUGCGUGUUCAUCUCUAAUCCCUGUUUAUGGCUGCAGUUUGUGUCCUGCUGCCCUUCCCCCUCUCUCUCUCUCUCUCUCUGUGGCUCGCAUUUCGAUUCAUUUCGAUCUCUGUUCCUUGAGAAAUACAGUCAGCUGUACAAAGUGUAGCACAUAGCGUGCAAAGUGUGAAAGCUGCCGUCUAAGCUGUGCUUUUGUUUGAGGAUAUAUUAAACCCUUUCAUGAAGGUGUUA
This is a messenger RNA of Sebastes umbrosus (honeycomb rockfish), 4687 nucleotides long. It is a transcript of the gene igsf8, whose product is annotated as immunoglobulin superfamily, member 8. The coding region runs from base 420 to 2324 and encodes 634 amino acids. Lineage: Eukaryota; Metazoa; Chordata; Actinopteri; Perciformes; Sebastidae. The record is from RefSeq and is a predicted model, not a curated record. The transcript has 10 exons.